AAGUCCAACAGUAAAUCGUUUAUAUUUAUAUUUUUUAUACUAUAUAUAUGUAUGAAAAAAUGCUAUCUAAUAGCAGGCUGCUUCAACAAUUGUUGCCUUCAAUUUGCCGGCGUUUUUCAACUGGUUCAAGAGCUAUUAUUGCACAGAAAUCUGGCAGUGCAGAAAAGAAGAAUGUGGUAAUGGUACCAAUACAGACUCCCUUUAUGCCAGAUCGUGCUGGCCGUCUUCCACUUAACAUGGUACCUCAGUUAAAUGAAAUUGCAUCUUUUCAUCUGCGAGCCAAUAAAGUUGGACGAUUAUUUGCCGAUUUGGAAAAAAAUGGUCUUAUCUCUGUUGCAAAGGUUCAGGAAAUAAAAGUUUUUCCAGAAUUUUAUCAACACUGGAAGACGAACGACAACUUGCAGAUCCAAUGCACACUUCAUGAUGUUGGAACAAAGUCGUUCAAUCUACAAUUCGACAUAUAUGACAACACCAGUACCAUAGUGCUUUGCAGGAAUAUGCGUAGUAUUGUUGUCUGCGAUGUUAAAAUGAAGCCUUGUGUUAUACCAAAAGAACCUCUGGAUUUCUUGAAUUCUGUUGCUUUUCACAAGGAAAGAUAUUUUAUUCCUAAAGCUUUUAGUACCAUACCUGUUGAAACUUAUGAAUGGAACACCAUAAUUCGGCCCAGUGACUUAGAUGGUUAUUAUCACGUCAACCAAGCAAACUACUUGGAGAUUAUGCUUGACGCUGCCGUCAGUGGUGCAAGAAAUGGUAUAUACAAGUCCCUGAGGCAGGAUAUUGCCUUUGCAUCAGUAGAUCAAAUCAUUCUUGAUUAUGCAAGGGAAUUAUGUUUAGACGAACAAGUGUGGGUUAAAACUUGGGAAGACAACGAACAUCCAAUGAAAUUAUGUUUUGAAAUGACAACUGGUUCAAAGAUGGCUUUCCAGGGAAGUAUUUUACUAAAAGAACCACUGCUGAAAUUAAGUGAUGAAAAUAAGCAAAACUUCCCCAGAGCUGAAGAAUUUUAACUGCUAUCAAACAUUAUAACAUAUCUCAAAGCUAGAAUAGAAAUUUUAGUUCUGUUGUAAAAUAUUUGUAUGCCUUCUUAAUUGUGAAUUCAACAGUGUAUCUUUCCAAAAAAAAGACGAAUGUACAUUUUGCUUUGGGAAAGUGUAUCCCAUUGAUCUAAUGAUAUGGCUGUAUGGAUAUUUUGUAUUAUUUAUACUUCAUUUAUAAUUUCUCUGAAUUAUACCUGCAGAAAAUUGCACAACUCAAAACACUGAAUCAUCAAUGCCCAGCCUGCAGCCACUGUACAUAACAUUUUAAUA
Molecule: messenger RNA, 1307 nt
Organism: Dendronephthya gigantea
Lineage: Eukaryota; Metazoa; Cnidaria; Anthozoa; Malacalcyonacea; Nephtheidae
Exons: 2
Coding region: 48-1007 (319 amino acids)
Source: RefSeq, a predicted model, not a curated record